Molecule: messenger RNA, 1662 nt
Organism: Dermatophagoides pteronyssinus (European house dust mite)
Lineage: Eukaryota; Metazoa; Arthropoda; Arachnida; Sarcoptiformes; Pyroglyphidae
Product: developmentally-regulated G-protein 2-like
Source: RefSeq, a predicted model, not a curated record
AUGGAGCGUGUUGCAGUCAUUGAAAACGUGCCCGCAAACUGCCCCGCUCUCGCGAUCACCUGCUGUUUGGUGCGCAAGAUCGAGAACCUCGAGCACCUUCGGCUGCGAUCGCUGGACUUGUACCGCAAUCUGAUCGCGCGCAUAGAGGGGCUCGAUUCGCAGACGGAGCUCGAGUACCUCGACCUCGCGUUCAACAAGCUGCGCAAGAUCGAAAAUCUCGAACACUGUCGCAAACUGAAGCAACUUUUUUUGAACAGCAAUGAAAUUGCGCGCAUCGAGAAUCUAGACACGCUCACUGCGCUUGAAACGCUCGAGCUGGGGUCCAACCAAAUUCAGACAGUCGAAAACCUCGGCGCGCUGCGCGGGUUGCGAGAGCUGUGGCUCGGACGCAACAGGCUUUCGAGCAUGCAGCUGCGCGCGCAGUUCCCGCAGCUGCGCAUACUUUCGCUGCAGUGCAACCGCAUUGCGAAGUGGGACGCUUCACUGGUGGCGAACUGCCCGAAUCUCGAAGAGCUUUACGUCUCGCAGAACCCGAUCACCGAGCUUCCGGAGUAUCUCGCAGCGCUGAAAUCGCUGCGCCUCCUGGAUGCCUCGGCUUCAAAGGUGAGCGACGUGAGAGGGCUGUCGCACAACUCGAGUAUCGAGGAGCUUUGGCUGAACGACUCGCGCUUAGCGAGCCUCGACGAUGUGAAGGUGCUGCAAACGCUGCCGAAACUGCGAGUGAGGUACGUUCGCGCGGUGCGGGCGCAGCGCAUCAAUGAAAUCGAGUUUGAAAUUUCGCGGACGCAGAAGAACAAGGCGACCGAGUACCACAUUGGUCGGCUGAAGGCGCAGCUCGCCAAGUACCGCUCGCAACUCAUCUCGGAGGCAAACGCGAGCGCCGGCGCGAAGGGCGAAGGGUUUGACGUCCAGCGCUUCGGACACGCGCGGAUCGCGCUGCUCGGGUUUCCGUCGGUGGGCAAGUCUACGAUCUUGAACAGUUUGACGAACACGAAGAGCGAGGUGGCGGGCUAUGAAUUUACGACGCUGACGUGUGUGCCUGGCGUGGUCAAGUUCCGCGACGCGACGCUGCAGCUGCUGGACUUGCCGGGCAUCAUCGAGGGCGCCGCGCAGGGCAAGGGUCGCGGCAAGCAAGUGAUUGCCGUGGCGCGCUCUGCAGACUUGAUUCUGAUGGUACUCGACCCGCUGCGCAAGCUGUGCAACGCGGAAGUGUUGUUCAAAGGCGACUACGACUUAGAGGAUUUGAUCGACACGCUCGAAGGCAACCGCCGCUACGUGAAGUGCCUGUACGUGUACAAUAAGGUUGACAUGCUCUCGCUGGAGCAAAUCAGUCGCUUGGCGACGGACCGCGACGCCGUGUGCAUCAGCUCGAACCGCGGCUGGAACCUGGACUUGUUGCUUGAGCUGAUUUGGGCGCGGCUGCGGCUGGCGCGCGUGUACACGAAGAAAGCAGGCGAGAAGCCAGACUUCGAAGACCCGGUGAUUCUGACGGAGGCGCGCGGCGGUUUCAGCGUGCGCGCGGCGCUGGCGCAGAUCCACACGGGGUUGGUCACCGAGAGCAAGUACGCGCUGGUCUGGGGCGUCUCCGUGAAGCACGUGCCGCAGCAAGUGGGCCUCGACCACCGGCUGGCGGACGAAGACGUGCUGCAAGUAUUCAAGUAG